This is a messenger RNA of Hyaloscypha bicolor E, 321 nucleotides long. RefSeq lists its product as uncharacterized. The record is from RefSeq and is a predicted model, not a curated record. The transcript has a single exon. The annotation marks the transcript as partial. Lineage: Eukaryota; Fungi; Ascomycota; Leotiomycetes; Helotiales; Hyaloscyphaceae.
UUAAUAGAGCAAUUAAUAAUAUUAUGGUUUCCCAGCCUGCCAAUUCUACUCUUGCGACCUACUAGCAUCGGACCUGCUAUUACUCAAUCCUAUAAAAUAUACGGCCCGCAAGGAUUAUGCCCUAUCUCUAUACUCUAUAUCCGCUUAAUGCAGCCAAUAGAAGGAAAGAGAAUCCGGUACGCACCAACCUAUAGUAGUAAUAUCCUUAAUAAGAUUCGGCUGGAUUUAGUUGUGAACAUUUUGCUUCAAUACGCUUAUUUAGGUAGUUAUGGGGUAAUUCAUGCGUCUUCGUCCUAUUAUAUCCCCAAGACAUUAGAGUGA